This is a messenger RNA of Trichogramma pretiosum, 1039 nucleotides long. RefSeq names its product nucleic acid dioxygenase ALKBH1 (gene AlkB). The transcript has 4 exons. Gene Ontology annotation, biological process: oxidative RNA demethylation. Gene Ontology annotation, cellular component: nucleus; cytoplasm. The record is from RefSeq and is a predicted model, not a curated record. Bases 14 to 931 code for a protein of 305 amino acids. Gene Ontology annotation, molecular function: ferrous iron binding; oxidative RNA demethylase activity; broad specificity oxidative DNA demethylase activity. NCBI's taxonomy places the organism in Eukaryota, Metazoa, Arthropoda, Insecta, Hymenoptera, Trichogrammatidae.
AAGCCGCACGAACAUGACGUUUCGCGAUAGUUUCAAAUUUUACAAAGCUAGAAAACCUCCACCGGACUUGUCCGAGGUGAUCGACAUUCGAAAUCCCGAUGGAAAAAUUGUUAAAAAAGUGAAUGUAUCUCCCUUUGGAGCUGCAUGUAUUUCCGAACAACUACAAACGGAUUUGGACUUUAAACCAGUUGAGAAUUGGAAUGUUUUUGAAUUUCCCAGUAUACCAGGACUGCUGGUGAUCGAAAAUCCAUUCAAGCCUGAAAGUCAAAGAAAAUGGAUUUUAAAAUGUUUGAGAGAUUAUCCAUGCAAACCAAAUAUCACCAAUCUCGAUGCACAUGAUGUACUAGAAAAUGGUACUACGUGGUGGGAUGCUUGUUGUGGCUUGAAUCCCAGAAAAGAUCUGGUUUCAAAAUUAAGAUGGACAACUUUGGGCUACCAUCAUAAUUGGGAUACAAAACAAUAUUCAGAAGAUUUAAGAACAAAAAUGCCAGAGGAUUUGACUCACAUGACAAAAUACUUUGCUAAAGUUUUGGGUUUUCAUGACUUUGAAGCUGAAGCAGCAAUUGUCAAUUACUACAGAAUGAAUUCAACUUUAGCUGGCCAUACGGAUCAUUCAGAAGUCAAUCUCGAUGCACCUCUCUUCUCUAUAAGUUUUGGCCAGAGUGCUGUAUUUUUAAUUGGUGGGCCUACGCAAGAAGAACCUGCGCAUGCCAUGUACUUACGUAGUGGUGAUGUCAUGGUAAUGUCGACUUCGUCGAGACUAAGGUAUCACGGUGUGCCAAAAAUUCUUUAUGAUCCUGAAGAACUAUGGAAUUCAAAAGACUCUUGUGUAAUCGAUGAUGACUGGAUUAAAGCGAAAUCGUACAUAGCUGAUGCUCGAAUCAACGUAAAUGUUAGGCAAGUUUUGAUGCCUGGACAGCUGUCAUUGUGACAGUUAUUAAGAAAUGUUUUUUAUAGAGACGUAAACAGAAAUAUAUUUAUCGUUUUUAAAAAAAACUCAAGUCAUUUUUCCUGUUACAAGUGUAUUCCCUUUUAUGAU